AUGCACGGAAGCGGGCACAGUCUGACGGGCGCUCCGCAUCAGAUUCCGCCGCCACGCACGCAGGGAGCGGCCACCGGCGGCGGACAACUUUCCGCCACCGCCAAUCAGUUUGUCGACAAAAUCGAUCCGUUCCACAACAAACGCGGAACUUCGCGCAGAUUGUGAGUCAUUAUCGAAUCAAUGAAUCGAAAAAAUCUGGAAAUAUUUUUUUCAAUUUCAGGCGCAUCAACAACAGCAGUCGGUACAAUGUUGACAUGGCCCAAGAGCUCAUUCAAUUGCCACUCAUCAAAGGUAAAACACGCAUAUUUUUGCUCAAAUGUUGACUUUAUUCCGGUAAAAUACUAAUUUUUCACUCAUACUCUAAAAUUUCAACGAAUUUCUCCGCAACAUUCAAUAAAACUAUGAAUUUUUGUACAGAUACGGCGGCGAACGAGCAAGCGGCGUUGGUGAUCGAAAAGCUGGUGCAAUGCCAGCACGUGUUCGACUUUUACGACCCGGUUGCGCAGCUGAAAUGCAAAGAAAUCAAGCGAGCCGCACUCAAUGAGCUCAUCGACCACAUCACGUCGACAAAGGGCGCAAUAGUGGAGACGAUCUACCCGGCGGUCAUCAAAAUGGUCGCCAAGAACAUAUUCCGCGUGCUGCCGCCGUCGGAAAACUGCGAGUUCGAUCCUGAAGAGGACGAGCCGACGCUCGAAGUCUCGUGGCCGCACUUGCAACUCGUCUACGAGCUCUUCCUGCGCUUCCUCGAGUCGCCCGACUUCCAGGCGUCGAUCGGCAAAAAGUACAUUGAUCAGCGGUUCGUGCUCAAACUGCUCGACCUGUUCGACUCGGAGGACCCGCGCGAGCGAGACUUCCUCAAGACGGUCCUGCAUCGCAUUUACGGAAAAUUCCUCGGACUCAGAGCCUUCAUUCGCAAACACAUCAACAACAUGUUCUUGAGGUGAGCGCAAGAAAUGGCAGAAAAAGUACAUUUCAAUCAUAAAAAUGCGAUUUUUCAAGUGCAACAUUUGAAAAUUCGAUCAUUGUUCACCUGAAAUUGUUGUGGAAAAUUAAUCAAUUUGCAGAUUCGUGUACGAGACGGACUCGUUCAACGGCGUCGGCGAGCUGCUCGAGAUUCUCGGCUCGAUCAUCAACGGAUUCGCGCUGCCACUGAAGCAGGAGCACAAAGUGUUCCUCGUGAAAGUGCUCCUUCCGCUGCACAAGCCAAAAUGUCUCUCGUUGUACCAUGCUCAGGUGAGCCUUGAGCCGUGAGCACUUGGACAAGUUCUUUUGCAGCUCGCCUACUGCGUCGUGCAAUUCAUCGAAAAGGACUCGUCGCUAACUCCGCAAGUCUUCGAAGCGCUUCUCAAAUUUUGGCCGCGUACGUGCAGCAGCAAGGUGAAUUUUUUAAAACAUUUUAGUGAAGAAAAACUUGAAAAUUCAAGUUUUUCUGCCUAAAACUGGCCAAAUUACUGUGACCUAAUCGUGCUCCGUUUUCUGAAGGAGGUGAUGUUCCUGGGAGAAGUGGAGGAAAUUCUCGACAUUAUCGAGCCGGAGCAGUUCAAAAAGAUUAUCGAUCCGCUGUUCCGGCAGUUGGCCAAGUGCGUGAGCAGUCCGCAUUUCCAAGUGGCCGAAAGAGCACUCUACUUCUGGAACAACGAGUACAUAUUGUCGCUCAUCGAGGACACCAGCUCACUGGUAAGUUAUCAUCCGAUCGGAGCCUAGCUUUGUCUUGGUUCAAAGUGCUUCUCGGGAAAAUUUCAGCUUGAAAGGAUCAUCUGUGCUGGAGGUGUAUCGAUUUGAAAGGGAUUUUUGGUCUCUAGACACAAAAACGCACAAAAAUCGAUCUUUGUUUUGAUGCUUUUAGAAGAAGACGAUUUUCAACUAAAACAGCAGACUAUCUUUGUGUCUGGUCUAAAGAUCGAAAAAACCUUCACUUUUCCGUUCCAAAUCGAUACAUUUCCAGAACAGAAGCUCAUUUCAAGAUGAAACUUUCAAGGUAAACACUUUAAACCAAGACUGAUAAAGUACUUCUCUCCACGAAUUGACUCGGUUCCAGGUGAUGCCGAUAAUGUUCCCGGCGCUGUACCGAAUCUCGAAAGAGCACUGGAAUCAGACGAUAGUGGCACUCGUCUACAACGUGCUCAAAACGUUUAUGGAGAUGAACGGAAAGCUGUUCGACGAGCUGACCUCCACGUACAAGGGCGAGCGGCUGCGCGAGAAGCAGCGGGAAAAGGACCGUGACGCGUUCUGGAAGAAGAUGGAGGCGUUGGAGGCGAACCCGCCGCCCGAGGGCAAGGAAGUGACCCCAUCGCUGUUCCCCGAGAAGCUGACCGACUAUUUGAAGAAGGACGGAAGUGCGGUGCCAGUUGCACCGCCCGUUUCAGCAGCAGCCGGAGGAGGAGGAGGGGACAAAUCGCCGUCGGUGGUGAAGAAGACGUCGACGGGAUCGGAGACGAGUCCGAAUGCGAAGAAGUGA
Molecule: messenger RNA, 2458 nt
Organism: Caenorhabditis sp. 36 PRJEB53466
Lineage: Eukaryota; Metazoa; Nematoda; Chromadorea; Rhabditida; Rhabditidae
Source: the annotation of a GenBank genome assembly